Messenger RNA from Naegleria lovaniensis, 894 nucleotides. RefSeq lists its product as uncharacterized. The record is from RefSeq and is a predicted model, not a curated record. Bases 1 to 894 code for a protein of 297 amino acids. NCBI's taxonomy places the organism in Eukaryota, Heterolobosea, Eutetramitea, Acrasida, Naegleriidae. The transcript is spliced from 2 exons.
AUGACCAUCAAGGCUCGCCACCGACAAAUGCUUUCCGAUUUUUCAGAGAUGAUUGAUCUCGUGUUUGAAUGCCACAAAAAAGGAUCCUCUCUCACGUUAGAAAUUAUUGAAACAAAGGAAUCAAAUGCUCAAAAUUUUUUGAAAUUGAAACGAUCGAACAAGUCGGGAAAGAAUGAAACGAAAUAUAAAUUAAUUUUGCAAGUGGAUCAGAGCAUGAUGGAAAGUAUUCCAUUUCUCCCUCUCCUAUUUAUGAUUGAGUUACCUCAAAAGCUGCAUGGCAUGUCUCUUUCUAAAAUUACUGAGAAAAUAUUUUGCCCAUUUUCUGAACGUCUCUCCGUGUUGGAUGGCAGAAAUUUGGACUAUAUCAUGAUGAAUCCAGAAACAUACUUGAUCGAAGAACCAUCGUUGCAUUUGAGGAGUGUAUGUGACGAUGCCAUUUACAAAAUGAAAGACAAAUCAGCGCAGUAUGCUCCUGAGGUCGUAAUACAUCAUAGGGAACACUUCUUAUUGAAAGAAUUUGGUUUUAAUCACUCUCGAUUUUAUGAAUAUGGAGUUUCCCUGAACGAGAGUAAUGAUUACAUUUACACAGAUAACACAGAUCCAAAUGGUUGCUCAUUCUUGAAUGCAACAUAUGUUAUUCCUGAUAGAUAUCGUUAUUUAAGACUUGUCUUUGAGGAAUGCGUCGAAAUUAAUUUACCCUAUGUAAACGAACGUGACAGCAAACGUGGACAUUUUAAAUCCUAUAUUUAUGUGCGAGGAAAUGUUCGAGAGCUCGAAGAGAGCAAGACUGGACAAACAGCUACUUCAAAUAUUGGUAUUCAACAUUUGUCCACUUGGAAACGAUUAUUUAUUUUAAGCCAGCCUCGUGGAUGGAUUAAUCAUUUUAAAUUUUAA